GGCUGCGCACGUCCACGCAAAGGGCGCCCCCCGUUUUAAGCGGGGAGCGGUCAUUCCUAUCAAAUGCCCUUCUCUAUAUCAGUCCUCCCUGAAGUCACUGUGAUAUCUUCUUUGAAUAUCAGUGAAUUCUGGGUAUACCAAAUACUUCCACUGAUAAAGUACAUUAUUACCCUGCAUAUAGUUAAUUAAAACAACAUUUCCCAAUAACAGUGACCUGGUCCAGAUCUGAAGUGAGGAAAAGAGGAGGAUUCAGCACCCAGCGGGUAAAACUAAUGAGAGUGUGUGGGUGGAAGUUUAAACAGUUCCCAGAUUCCCGCAGCAACACCUGCCACAAAGUUGUUUUAGUAAUUUGAUGCAGCUCACAAGACAAAGCCAGCAAAACAGCAAACCUUUUGAGGACUUCUUCUAGCUACAGGAGCAAAGCAAGCAGCAGGCAGCUGGUUAUGGAAAUUGUCAUCAAUCUCUUGUGGUCCUGGCUACCGGCGAGUCCCUCUCAGUUUUUCUAUUGGACUGUGGUGUUGAUCUUCAUCUGCGUCGCUCUGAAAGCCAUCCAGCUAUUCCAGACAAGGCAGAAACUGAUCAAGGGGUUUAGGAGUUUCCCAGGACCUCCCAGCCACUGGCUGUAUGGCCAUGUCCACAUGAUGAAACCUGAGGAAGAAUUCCUGAACGCAGCUGCAUGGACAGAAAAGUACCCGCACUGUUAUCCACGUUGGUAUGGAAAUUUCUUGGCUUUCCUGUGCAUCAACCACCCCGAAUAUGCAAAGACCAUGUACAGCAGAGGCGAUCCUAAAGCUGUUGUAACAUACAGCUUCCUAAUUCCAUGGAUUGGAAAGGGGCUUAUUACCUUGAAUGGGCCAAAGUGGCAGCAGCACCGGAAACUGCUGACUCCCGGAUUCCAUUACAAUAUUCUGAAGCCUUAUGUGACUCUUGUGGCAGAAUCAGUCAAGGAGAUGCUGGAUAUAUGGGGAAAGCUGGUACCAAAGAAUGGCACAGCAUCAGUGGAGAUGUCUCAACAUAUCAGUCUGAUGACUCUCAAUAUUAUUAUGAAAUGUGCCUUCAGCUACCAGAAAAAUGCUGAAACGGACAGGAAAACAUCCUACAUUCAGACUGUAUUUGAUCUCAACUCCCUCAUUGAUCACAGAAUCAAAACACCAUUUUAUCAGAGUGAUCUCAUUUACUGGUUGAGCUCCAAAGGGCGUCAGUUUUACAAAGCUUGCAAAAUAGCCCACCAUCACACAGAGAAGGUAAUAAGAGAGAGGAAGGAUUCCCUCAAGAAUGAGAAAGAGCUUGAAAAGAUUCUGAAGAAGAGGCAUUUGGACUUCCUGGAUAUUCUUCUUUGUGCAAAGGAUGAAAAUGGAAAUCCAUUAUCAGAUGAAGACAUACGUGCAGAAGUGGACACAUUCAUGUCUGCAGGUCAAGAUACCACAGCUAGUGGAAUCUCUUGGCUCUUUUAUUGUAUGGCCCAGAACCCUGAACAUCAGCAGAGAUGCAGAGAGGAGAUCAUGGAGCUUCUUGGGCAACAGGAAGAGAUACAAUGGGACGACUUGGGAAAGAUGACGUACAGCACCAUGUGCAUUAAGGAGAGCCUUCGGCUUUAUCCUCCGGUACCUCUUAUAGCACGAGAACUGAAUUCUCCUGUGACUUUUGCUGAUGGACGAACCUUACCAAAAGGCUUUCUAACUGCAUUGGAUAUUUAUGGUCUUCACAGAAAUCCUGAGGUUUGGGACAAACCUGAGGAAUUUAAUCCUCUAAGAUUCUCCACAGAGAAUUCAAAGCAUCGCCACCCAUAUGCUUUCUUGCCUUUUGCAACAGGGUCAAGGAACUGCAUUGGACAACAGUUUGCCAUGAAUGAGAUGAAGGUUGCUCUUGCCCUGACACUCCUGCACUUUGAGCUUUUGCCUGAUCCUGCCAACCUCCCGAUUCCAAUGCUGCAAAUUGUCAUCCAGCCCAUGAAUGGGAUAUAUCUGAAGCUGAAAGAUCUCCGCUGAUGCUUGCUAUUUCCACGGUAGUAAUGUUUGCUUCAGGACUAUCAAUUCCUGCCAAUAAAUAUUGGAAGGCCAUGAAUAUUAAUAUUAUGCAGUGUACUUCUGCUUUUCUUCUGAAGGGAAUUAUUGUCCUCUCUAGGCAUACAGAAGCUGGUUCAAAAUACAGCACCAUUUCCAAAUAUAGAUUCUUUCAGUAUUUUUAGUCAGCUAUUACUGCAAUAAAAACGUUCAGUAAUCACUUUUAUGUUCUCAACCCAACAAGCUUCCUUUAACCUACCAGGUCAUAUUCAGAAUAGAAUCAUUGAAAUAAAUGAACCGGAUUAACUUAAGUCCACAACUUGCAAGAUAUUUCCUUUGAGUAUCACUUAUUUGGGUUCUUUCUUUUGUCCAUUACACUUUAAUAUUCUAAUUAAGAACAUUAUGUAUGGGGCAUGGGCUGUCACCUUCAUUUGGGGGGGCCGGACUUAGGACAGUGGCCAUAUUCCUACUGUUAAUCAUGAAAACACAGUAUGUGGUCAUGAAUGAAUCCCCUUCUGUAACAUUUAAAAUAAGCUACCUUCUUGGAAAAACUCACACAGUGGCAAAUAAUGACAACUAUAAAAUUUCCUUUUCCUGUGACCUCCUCAAGCAGUGAUAGACUAGGAGUUAUCUUAGCUCAACAGCAGCUUUCUUCUUCUCAGUCCUAUCAGAAUAGUUGAGCAAAUAGCUACCAGAAGAUGGUAGCAAAUCAUUAUCCAGCCAAGACCCUGUUAAUUAUUUUAGACAAGUAUUUGCCCCUGGCAGAUGGGAUGUUGGGAUAGAGGAUAUUUAAUUGUCAUGAAUUCUUUGCUACCUUGCUGUGAUUUUAUGGCAAACUAUCUCCUGUGCCUAUUGAACCUGUCUACUGCAGAGCUUCGGUUAUUUACAAAUAUGCCUGGAUUUUAACUUUUUAUAUGUUUUACAUUGUCGACUUUGGGGGUUGUUCUUUUAAUAAAACAAAGUAUGCAUCAGUCUUUUUAAUAAUAAAUAGAUCAUAACUAUUCUGUACAGGGAGAAAUCUUGAUCUUUUGGACUUUCUCAUGUGUUGUAGUCCUUAAGUGGGUUCUCUAUUGGUAGGAGAAAAUAACAGAGACCAACCAGAGAAUAUUGAGAAGCAAAGCAGCUAGUAAGCCUGAUCUUUAUUAAAGCUGUUGCAACAGGGUGCUCUGCUCACAUGCCGGAUGACAGAGGAGGACUCAGAACAAAGGUGUGCCUGCCCUUAUAUAGACAUUUUAAAUUCCCUGCCCUGGAGCUCAAGA
Messenger RNA from Podarcis muralis (Common wall lizard), 3262 nucleotides. RefSeq names its product cytochrome P450 4B1-like. NCBI's taxonomy places the organism in Eukaryota, Metazoa, Chordata, Lepidosauria, Squamata, Lacertidae. Gene Ontology annotation, molecular function: iron ion binding; oxidoreductase activity, acting on paired donors, with incorporation or reduction of molecular oxygen; monooxygenase activity. The record is from RefSeq and is a predicted model, not a curated record.